This is a messenger RNA of Propithecus coquereli (Coquerel's sifaka), 694 nucleotides long. RefSeq names its product phosducin-like 2 (gene PDCL2). Bases 1 to 645 code for a protein of 214 amino acids. The transcript is spliced from 5 exons. Lineage: Eukaryota; Metazoa; Chordata; Mammalia; Primates; Indriidae. Gene Ontology annotation, cellular component: cytoplasm. The record is from RefSeq and is a predicted model, not a curated record. Gene Ontology annotation, biological process: protein folding.
AUGGGUAGUGCUGCAUUUCUCCUGCCUCGACCCAUUCCCCAGGCUGCAAAGGAUCAGCUGCAGAAAGUUAGAGGCACUAGAUGGAAGAAUUCCAAACUCCUUUUGCAAGUCGAAGUCGAGGAUACUUUUUAUUCAGGAGAAAAGCGGUUACAGGAAUGGAAAUAUCUUACAAAAAAACAAAAAUUUGGGGAAUUAAGAGAAAUUUCUGGAAAUCAGUAUGUGAAUGAAGUCACAAAUGCAGAAAAAGAUGUGUGGGUUAUAAUUCAUCUAUACAGAUCAAGCAUUCCAAUGUGUUUGUUGGUUAACCAGCAUCUUAGUCUUCUAGCAAGAAAGUUUCCAGAAACUAAAUUUGUUAAAGCCAUCGUGAAUAGCUGUAUUCAACACUACCAUGACAAUUGUUUGCCAACGAUUUUUGUUUAUAAAAAUGGUCAGAUAGAAGGCAAGUUCAUUGGAAUUAUAGAAUGUGGAGGGAUAAAUCUCAAGCUAGAAGAACUUGAAUGGAAGCUAGCAGAAGUUGGAGCAAUACAGACUGAUUUGGAAGAAAACCCCAAAAAAGACAUUGUAGAUAUGAUGGUAUCUUCAAUUAGAAACACUUCUAUUUAUGAUGACAGUAAUAGUUCCGACAGUGAUAAUGAUACCAAAUAGAGAGAAAUAUUUAAUAAAUAGCUUUUAAAGUAUAUAUAUAUAUACUGAA